Symbiodinium necroappetens is the source of this 2807-nucleotide messenger RNA. The record is from the annotation of a GenBank genome assembly. NCBI's taxonomy places the organism in Eukaryota, Dinophyceae, Suessiales, Symbiodiniaceae.
GUCUGUUCUGGAAGGAGUUCGAAGAGGACAGCAAAGCAACUGUGCAGGAUGUCUUGUGUUCUGGGACGACUGUCUUAAGCCAAGGCUGUAGCCAAGAGGCCGUGGCAAGAUCUCUGGAUGAUUGCAGCAGAGCACGCACGGUUUUCCACGAGUACUUGGAACAGAAGCUUCGGUGCUGGAAGGAGAUGCCGUGGCGGCUUGCAGCCCUCAACCAUCCAAACUCGGACGUUUGCCGACAACACGCUCGAGAGAUCUUGGCUUUUCUCGAAAGCAGUCCCAAGCAGGCCAGUCUUCACCAUAGGGUCACUUGGAAGUUUCUGGAGCCAGAGUCUCGCUUGCUCGCGCAGCUGAAGCAGUUUGCAGCAGCAGAUGCGGAGAUGCAAACUCUGCCCGAACUCUGGCAAGUCGUGAUGGAGCUCCGGUUCAUUCCCACUUGUGAGAGGCUCCAGGAGGGAGACCAUGCUAUCGUGAAGAGGGCCCUAGGAGAGAAUCGCCGAGCUUCCGGACCUUUCGUGUCCAUGGCCAUCCGCAUGCCGGAGAUAGAAGCUUUGUUCGUGAAGCCAGAGGAUUGGAAGGACUUCUUGUCCCAAUGGCCGAAGAUCCAGCGGCCGGACGAGGCAGCCAAGCGGUUUGGGCUUGUUGGACAUCCGUGCUACAAAGCCGCCUGCGAAGAGAAGGCUGGCAGCAAAGAGAAGCGUGCCGUGCUGGCCGUGUCGCUGUACAACCUUGAUCCAGAGCUGCAGUUCCUGAACAAAGCAAGGCUUCGGAAGAAAAAAACCGCAGAUGCGGAUCGCGUCAAAAAGAGCAGGCUGAACUUUUUCAAUCAGCAGAACCCGGAGUUGCGCCAGUGGAGUGUGGACAAUGUGGAGCACAGGGCAGCCGCAGUGCACUUGCACGCACGGAUGGAGGCAGGACGCUUGUACUCAGCCCCACCAGGCGCGGUUGCUUUGCCACCUUUGGAACAGAAGCUUAAAUCCCUUCGUGCCGCACCAGCCUUGCAGCCCGAAAGCGCUUUUGCCUUAGAAGCGGACGGGGACGCCUGGUCUGCCUCCGAUGGCCACCCUGAUUCAGAGCCGGUCCUCGACGUUGCCGUGGUGGAUGCAGAAGCAACUUUGCCAUCGGGUCCAAUCACAUUCUUCCGGCUGAGUUCUCAGAAGGGCGGCAGGCGAAGGCUGGUCCCUUUGCCUGCGGCGAGUGGCCAAGGUCUUGCCGCGACAGACGUCACUGUUUCCAUGCAUGAGUUCUUGCAGCGAGAAGGUUCUUGUUAUGUCAAGGUCGAAGCCAGCAAAGCUGCAGGUGUUGUGUCUCCAGCAGCCGUGAUAUCCCUUGAUCCACAGACUGCGAAGACCUUACCCUGCAAUUUACAGAAGUGGUCUACUUGCAAGAAGCUCGUGUACAUGCUGACAGGCUUCCCUGUCACAGAUGCAGUGCUGCAGCUACUUGAGAAGUUCGUUUCCAAGGGCGCUUUUCCAGGUGCAAGCAUAGAGCAUCAUUUGCUUGUGCUACGAAGCGAUUCAGAGAUGUUCAUGUUGUGCCAAGAAUUGCAAUUGCAAGGAUUUGCCAGAUGUGUCAGAGAAGCAUCCGAUGAAACAUGGUGGGUUUUGACUGACCGAGCUUUAGCGAAUCUUGUACACAUGCACGAGAUCUGCCGCCCUUCUCUCGUCUUCCCCCCGGUAGAGAACUUGCUGGAGCUUGUUGCAGGGAAUAGUUCAGCAGUGAAGCAGUUCACAUCUUGGGAAAUGUUCAAGGUCCUCGAGCACAAGGGCUUCCAGCUUUGCAAACUCCCACAGGCCAAGGCAGCAAGACGUGCGCUUCCACCUCUGACUUUUCAGAGCGAGCGGCCAAAAUGGUAUGUCCGUGACAAGACUUUGCAAACCACAGCAAUGCAGCUCUACAUGCAAGCCUUGGUCGUUUCAGACACUCUCUUUGCGGGCCAUGUGUCCUGGACAUAUUUGAUUUGGUGUGUCUCUUGCAUUCACCACGGACAAAACAUGCACUAUUAUGCAGAACUCCUAGAUGCUGAGUCCAUGGCAACAGGGGAUCUGCCGGAGGCUGUAGAAGAUGGGCAAGACAGCCAGAAAUUGCAGCUGAAAGGCGCCCAAGAUGAGGAUGCUUUGCUGUGCAUGGAUGAUGCGUUUGCAGAGAGCGAGCCAAGACAGGCUUCCCCCCCGAAGCCUCCGCUUCCACUUCCAUUGCCGCGGCAUCGACCUGCGUCGAAGGUGAAGGAUACGACCAUGACAAGUUCUGAGGCUUCUAGUGAUGAUGAUGUUGUGGAUGCGCGCGACCCACCUUCUCCUGCUUCCCACGGGCACUCAGAAGCGGCAGGUGUUUCUGAUUGGUUGCUUGAAGAUGAUGAUGAAAAUGCAGAGGGGCAGGAUCCAACACUGCCGGCGCCGCCUGUGGAGCCCUUGAGUCCUGCUGCUGCAGAUGCGCAGCAGCCCUUGUGGUCGUUGUUGGGACUGCCAGCACCGGUACCCAGGUCCCCAGGUGAUCAUCCGUCCGAUUAUUCCCCUUCGAUGCCUCCUGAUGAAGAUGAGCAUGCAAACAACGGCCUGACAGAAGAGCUGCUGCAACAGCUGGGGUCGGAAAACUUCGCUAUCCCAGGUGAUUCUGCACAAUUUGAGCUCGAGCCGCCGACUGCGAUUUCCACAGCUGUUGAAGCGCAGGCAGACACAGGGGAUGCAUCAACGAUUCCUGCAGCGGUUGCAUCCUUUACAGAUGCAGGGGAUGCAUCAGCGAUUCCUGUAGCUCCUGAUGUUCAACCCGACCCGGGGGUUGUGCCUCCGCCUCCGAUUCCUGAAGAUUGA